AUGGCAGGAAAAUUUGCAGUGGUGAAGAAGUGCAUCCAGAAAGGAACAGAAAGAGAGUUUGCAGCAAAAUUCAUGAGAAAAAGAAGAAAGGGCCAAGAUUGUCGGAUGGAAAUAAUCCAUGAAAUUGCAGUCCUUGAGUUGGCACAAUGCAACCUUUGGGUCAUUAACUUGCAUGAAAUUUAUGAAACUGCAACAGAGAUGAUUUUAGUCCUGGAAUAUGCUGCUGGAGGUGAAAUUUUUGACCAGUGUGUGGCUGAAAGGGAGGAAGCCUUCAAAGAAAAAGAUGUUAAACGACUUAUGAAGCAAAUUUUAGAAGGAGUUUCGUUCUUGCACAGAAACAAUGUAGUUCAUCUUGACUUAAAGCCGCAAAAUAUUCUACUCACCAGUAAAUCCCCUCUGGGUGACAUAAAGAUAGUAGACUUUGGUCUUUCCAGAAUAAUGAAGAGCAGUGAAGAACUAAGAGAAAUUAUGGGAACUCCAGAAUAUGUAGCUCCUGAAAUUCUGAGUUACGACCCAAUCAGCACAGCAACAGACAUGUGGAGUAUUGGAGUACUGGCAUAUGUCAUGUUAACAGGGAUAUCACCAUUCUUGGGAGAUGAUAAGCAAGAAACGUUCUUAAAUAUAUCUCAAAUGAACAUAAGUUACUCUGGAGAAGAUUUUGACCUCAUAUCAGAGUCUGCUGUGGAUUUCAUCAAAACCCUGCUCGUUAAGAAACCUGAGGAGCGGGCAACUGCUGAAGAAUGUCUUCAACAUCCAUGGCUAGAACAAAGUGAUAAUCCUGCUCACAGGGUCUGGAGUAAGAAUGCAGGAGAAGAGACCAGUGAUGUUGUCCAGAGAGAUGCAGAUUCUGCCUCUGAAAAAUCUGUAGAUGCUGAGAAAACUGCAGAGGAAGAAUCAAUAGUAACAGAAGAACUAAUUGUAGUGGCUUCAUACACCGUGGGACAAUGUAGGCAGUCAGAAAAAGAAAAAGUAACUGAGCAGAAAGCCAUUUCCAAACGAUUUAAGUUUGAGGAACCAUUGCUGCAAGAGUUACCAGGAGAAUUCAUUUACUGAACUGUAUGGAGCUUCAUAGCUUUAACUGAAGGGCAGUGGUUUCUACUAAACAACAAAAGUAUCUUAGCCAAGGGAAUCUCUGAUAUGCAAUAGAUGUUCUAGAUAAAGGAAAACUUUCAUAAAUGGCAACUAAGGGAAAUGUGCCAAGGUUUUAAUUUCAUGGAACAGUUAAACAAGAUUUCAAGUGGCUGACAGGAAUUUAACAAGGAUAAAAGCUUGCUUUUGUUUGCAUUUUUAUUUCCGAUUUUUUUUUUGUCUCUGGAUAGCAGAGUCUUUGUUAACUGUUCCAGUGUUCUGGAGAAGUUGAUGUUACAGGAAGUGUUUCAGUGACAGAGGCCAAAAGAGGACUAUUUUUUUAGGAUACAUUCUAUCUACCAUUUAAUGCAAAUAUGUGAUGCUGGGUUUUCUUCAAACACCUUUAGCACUCCUGACUUCAGUGGAACUAUCUACUGAUUUAACAAUUGUACAGGAAGAGAGUUUGAGUGGUUUGACAUACAGAUUUUGAAGCUAUACCUUGUAUAUAUUUCUUUGAGUUUGCAUCAAGUUGAAGACCCAGACUCAUCUGGCUUGGAGCCAAGCUAACUGUGAGCUGGGUUUAUCUAGCAAGAGAUAGACAUGUCCCCUAGGAAAAGAAAUCUGUAUCAGUGAAGAAUUCCAGAUUACAGUGGAGAUGCUUCUUUAUUUGGGAACACAGUAAGAUCCUGGUCUGGAGAGUGACAAGUUUAUGUAAAUAAGUCACUCCUGAGAACCAGCAGAGACUGCUCCCUUCUGUGCUGGGCUAGAGGCCCUAAUAAAAUCUCUCUCAAGAUGACUACAGGAGGUGUGUUGAUGAGAGGGGAAAAAUGACAUGGGGCCUGAAGUAGCUCUACUAAAGUUACUGGUAUUCUCUCCACUGACUCUAAAAUGUUGGUCCAACUGAUGAAUGAGCCCUGGAGGAGCGUACCCUCCCUGCCCUGCCCUGGACCCAGCUAGGGUUUUACUGGGAGCAUGAGGUCAUUGCUGACUUCUUUCUGUUCCUCUAACAACUGCUUUAAGGAAGAAAGAAGCAUCCGUAGGCUAAGUUGCAUAACCUUGUUCAAUAUAGCCAUCAGCUGAGGAAGAAGUACCCCUUUCAAGUAAUGAAGCAUACCUCAUACUUUGUGCUUCCCAAUCACUCUCCCUUAGACAUUUGUUUAAAACAGUAUGUGUAUGAUGGGGAAGAGUGGGAUUAGGGGAGCUGCAUGGAUGGGUCAUAUUUCUCAAUGGACAGGGUCCCCCAUUAGAAGAUAAAGCAGGGACCACCUGGGCAUCAAAACUGUUUUGUUGUGUUACAGGUAUGAGGCUCUUGGACUGAGUCCUAGUUUUCUAAGAAAUCUUUCAUAUUGAUGCUGUUCCAAAGUUUAAAUUUUUAUGUAAUUGACAUGUAGUGCUAUUAUAUUGCAUACUGUUAACUAUUCAACUAUUUAUUUGGUUUCUUUAUGCUGUUCCUUUAUAAUAAAACCCUGACAAAAGUUUUCUUGCUAUAAAACAAUGAAUAGAAAUGCUUAAACUACUUUUUCCUUUUUUUGUGUUGCUGCAGACUCUUACCUAAUUUCAAACAUGUACCAGGAAUGUGCUUACUCUUUUUAAUGAACAGGAGUUCAAUGCUCUGUGCUAAUAUUACAGUUCCUCCUUCACACAAAAGGUAAAUGGCUUUAUUAAUAACACAAACAAUAUUGGUGUGGUCUAAUUGGUAUUACUAUAAGGGUGAGAGAAAGCAUUAGUAAAGACAAAAAUGAAGGAAAAGCACUGGCACCUAGUGUGAGGCAAUGUGCAUUUUCCUAUAAUGCUUCAUUGUCAGUGGUCUGGUUGCCUUUAUUUGAAGCCACAUCAGAAGAAAAUGCACCCAAAUUAAACAGUUUCAUUAAGAUGUUUCUCCUGUUGAAUUACAUAUUGAAUAUACAUGCAGGUGGGACAACAUCUCCCUCCAUGAAGGCCUUCGUAUAAUAAAGCAUCCAGUAGUACUUGAAUAAUUUGGAUGUGCUUUAUAUUGUAAUCCAGAGGUGCCUUUAGUACAUGGGAGAAAUGGGUCAUUUGCUGUUUAGUUCCUGUAGACAGGAACCUGGUAGACUCAUACCAUGAAAGAUUUAUUUGGAUAACUGUGGCUGGUAAUUAAUAGAAGUUAAACAAAAAUCUUUGAGCCCAUAGAGUACUUGUGUUAUAUAGGCAUUUAUGGAAGUGAUGAACAAUAGAGGCAUUACGCGUGUUUUUCUACCCACAGUGCUGACCACUGUUAGACUUCUUAAUCAAGCCAGUAUUCUUCAUAGUCAUAUCUCUUCAGUCAUUUGCCCAAGACGCAUCUGUUUGGGUUGCAUUAACUUUUGAAGUUGAUCUGUGCACAAUUAAAAUUGCAGUGAUUGAAGCUGGAAAACUUUGACCUGUUUUUAAACAGGUUGAGCAAAGCACUGAAACAUGCCACAUUCCACAGUUUUAAAGCACAAUUUUAUGUUGCUCUAUCUGGAUACCUAAAUACAAACUAGUAGUUCAUGCUUACUCAUGACAAAUCAUUCGAUGAACCUGUAAGCUGUUUUAAUUCCUAUGUGUAACCACAGAUUAGCCCUCACAGUUAGGGAUGUGGGUUGGUACUAAUGAAAAAGAGUAGAUGCUGAGCAGCAUACACUUUGUCCUAUAUUUACUCUUUUUAAUGUAUGACAAUGAAGCUUAACAUGUAUAAAUGCAAUGGUGUACUUGUUACAAGGCCAGCUUCUUUUGAAUUGGCUGCUUUAAGAUUUCCAGUGCUGCAUUUUCAUUUAACUUUUUGUGCCUUAAGGUGUUUUUUACAGUGUUUUAUGUCAUUAAGAAUUUGUAUAAAGUUGUGAAAGUUUAAUAGUAUAAGUUAUAAGCAGGGCAUCUUAAAUUGGCCCUUUAAUAGGAAAAAAUUUCUAUAAUGUAUUACUGCAGGACUAUCAGCCAGUUCCACUUGCAUUUGAAGCUAUUUCACUUCCACUGUAAGUGUGGGUAAAGCUGUAAAUGAGGUAUUCUUUCUCUACACUGUAGAAAGCAGCUAUCGAGGUUAAUGGUUUUGAGAGGUUUAGGUACUAGUAAACUGAUCCAUUAAGACUGAGGACAAAUCACUAGCUUGUGAAGAACAGCUGGUUUUCUGCAGCUCCUUGAAUGUGCAGGACUGCCUUUACACACACAAUUUAUCGGGGCAGGGGUGGGGGGUGAGAAGGGGAAGCUGCUUAUGCUUGGUGGAAGGAGAGAGGGAAGGAAUAAACUCCUUGACCCUCGUUCCUUCAGGACUGAAAUAGCAUUGCCCACGCUUUCUGUUGCACUCAGCACCUGCUGAGUGCACUGUGCGUACAAGUGCCAUGGCUUGCCUUCGUGAGGUUUGGAGCAAGGCUACUAUUUACUUGAAUGGAGGACUCAAAGGACUGGAAGAUGUUCUUAGAAACGGCUAGAGAAUUGUUAAUUCUAGGUGUUUGCCUAAGAGACCUGAACUAUCAGCUCCCUAUGUGCUGUGGAGGUUUGGGGGUGGGGGACAGUAUGAUGGGGCUCAAAGGUGCAGACCUUUACAUCCCUUGCAGUUGUUGGCAUGAACAGCAAAUACAUCUAGUUGAAAGCAAAGCCUGUUGCUUUGCCUCUACUUUUUGCUGACUGCUAUGUUUAUGGGUGUUUGGGUUUUUUUUUUUUUGGAAGAGGCUAUAGACUUAUAGUCAUCAAAACUAGAAGGUCUAUUUAAAAAAAAAAAAAUCUCAUUCUUUGUCCAAAGCAGAAUUUUUAUUGUGAUUUGUCUCUUUUUUUUUUUAAACCUUUUUUCUUCCCUAAUUGAGGGUACCUAGAUGCAAAACCAGUGAAUUCCAGCUUGUAAUCUACCAGAUAAAUCUUGAUGUCAGUUAGGAAACAGGAACAGAAAUUAACUGCCCCUCCUCUACAGGAGAAGGGAGGAAGAGGUGGCAUUGGACCAUUUUAUUCCUUGGCUUAGGCUCUCUCAAGGUGCUUCAGGAACUUGUCUUGGAAGAUAGUGCUACAGUUGAAAGAAAUGCUGCCAGCUUAUUAUACUUCUGUCAAUAUAUUUACUGUUUCAGAAGCUUUACAAUAACUGAAACUUACUUCUUGAACAGCAGCUUUGGAGUUCUUCAUUGGGAGAACUUUCAAACAUAAGGUUAAAAAAAAAGCUUUCUUAAAGUCAACAUUUGUUGAUUUGAAACAGAAUUCCAAAAGUUGUGCUAGCUUAUCUCAGACUAAAUGGCUGAAUGAUUACUGGAAUCGUUGUUAAAGCUAAAGCAAGUAAAAUGUGGCACUGUGAACUAUAGCAACUUUAAAAUUCUCUUCUCUGUUUGGUGACUGUACACCUUCACAUUUGGCUUUGAGUAACAAUUGGAUUUUUAUCUCCAAAACUGGGUAGUAGUGUGUUAUAUGGAGUCUUUUGUUCAAAUGUCCUUGCCUCUCUCCAGGAACUUUUGGAUGUUUCUCAACAUCCAUAUAACAAGAUUACUGAUAUUUUAGUUUUCUGAAUUAAGCAUUUGUUAAAUUUGUAUUGGCUGCACAAAGUACAUCAAUAAUCCUUUCCAUUCUAAAGCAAUACUUAUUGUUUGCAUUGUAGAGAUCUUCAUGAUACAACACUUACAAAUGUUGAAUUAAGCUGUCAUUGGGAUUAAUAAAUAUAAUCAUAUUACUCA
Struthio camelus australis is the source of this 5693-nucleotide messenger RNA. Lineage: Eukaryota; Metazoa; Chordata; Aves; Struthioniformes; Struthionidae. The record is from RefSeq and is a predicted model, not a curated record.